CUUUUUUUCUACUCCCGCUGCGGAAAAUGGGGCUUCUGGAACGCGGCAACGCGAGGCGAUCUCUUCGUCCCCGCGCUCGGAUCGAGAUCUCCGAUGUGGAUCCCCUCGAACUUGGCUUCAAUCUGCUGCUUCCUUCUUCUUCUCAGCCUCGCACGCUGUAAAACCGUCAAGCGAGAUGUAAAGGCAUUAAAUGAAAUCAAGGCCUCGCUUGGAUGGAGGGUGGUUUAUGCAUGGCUUGGAGAUGAUCCUUGUGGAUAUGGUGAUCUUCCCCCAUGGUCUGGUGUUACAUGUUCUCAGCAAGGAUAUUACAGGGUUGUGACAGAAUUGGAAGUGUAUGCAGUAUCAAUUGUUGGUCCUUUUCCUACCGCUGUUACAAAUCUCCUGGAUCUGACGAGGCUGGAUCUCCAUAACAACAAGUUGACAGGGCCAAUCCCUCCUCAAAUCGGGCGGCUGAAACACCUCAAGAUAUUGAACCUGAGAUGGAAUAAGCUGCAAGAUGUUCUUCCUCCUGAAAUUGGUGAACUAAAGAAACUAACGCAUGUGUACUUGAGCUUCAAUAACUUUAGAGGUGAAAUUCCUGUAGAGCUUGCAAACUUGCCAGAACUUCGUUAUCUCUAUCUCCAUGGGAACCAUUUUACUGGAAAAAUUCCUCCAGAGUUGGGAAAUCUCAAGAACCUACGACAUCUUGAUGUUGGUAACAACCGCCUCACAGGAACAUUAAGAGACCUCAUCCGCAAUGGGGACUGCUUUCCAUCCCUCCAUAACUUAUACCUGAACAAUAACCACUUGAGUGGAGGAUUGCCGGAUCAGCUUGCAAAUUUGACCAGCCUGGAAAUUUUACACCUAUCAUAUAACAAGAUGACUGGACCAGUAACUCCCAAGCUUGUCGAUAUUCCAAGAUUAACCUAUUUGUACUUGGACCACAAUGCAUUCACUGGGAGGAUCCCUGAUGGGUUAUACAAACACCCCUUCCUGAAAGAGCUGUGCAUCGAAGGUAACCAGUUCAAGCCUGGGGCAAAGCCAAAGGGUGCACAUAAGGUGCUUGAAGUCACUGAUACGGAGUUUGCCUUCUAGUGAGCUUCCCACAAUCUUUGGUUUUUUAAGGGAUUGUUCCCACUUUAUUUCCUAGAGCUCUGUUGUCCGCUGCCAAUAGUGGAUACAAUUAGCUAAUUUUUGUAGUAUAUGUUCCCAGAUAAAUCUGAUAUUAAAUACAGAACUAGAAGAUGUAUGCAACUUCUGCGGAAAAAUGGGCAAGAAUCUUGGUUAGAAACAUUAGAUAA
Molecule: messenger RNA, 1280 nt
Organism: Phoenix dactylifera (date palm)
Lineage: Eukaryota; Viridiplantae; Streptophyta; Magnoliopsida; Arecales; Arecaceae
Molecular function (GO): protein binding
Source: RefSeq, a predicted model, not a curated record